Messenger RNA from Arvicanthis niloticus (Nile rat), 4934 nucleotides. It is a transcript of the gene Tfap2b, whose product is annotated as transcription factor AP-2 beta. The record is from RefSeq and is a predicted model, not a curated record. Lineage: Eukaryota; Metazoa; Chordata; Mammalia; Rodentia; Muridae. Gene Ontology annotation, biological process: regulation of transcription by RNA polymerase II; regulation of cell population proliferation; anatomical structure development. Gene Ontology annotation, molecular function: RNA polymerase II transcription regulatory region sequence-specific DNA binding; DNA-binding transcription factor activity, RNA polymerase II-specific. Gene Ontology annotation, cellular component: nucleus.
CAGCCUAUUGUUUGAGACAACAGAUAUAAGUUGCGAUGGGAGAGGAGCGUCGGAUUUGGUGUGUAUCCCCCAUUUCCAAUUAUAGAUGGAUCAUUACAGACAGCGGAGUCCUGAGAAACCAGACAUCUGCUCUUCACAUGAAUGCACUCACCUCCUAGAGACCAGGCUGCCAUCAUGCUCUGGAAACUCGUGGAGAAUGUCAAGUACGAAGACAUCUAUGAGAUGUUAGUCCACACCUAUUCAUCCAUGGACCGGCACGAUGGCGUCCCAAGCCAUAGCUCGAGACUCUCUCAGCUGGGCUCUGUGUCCCAAGGACCCUACUCGAGCGCCCCGCCGCUGUCCCACACGCCAUCAUCGGACUUCCAGCCACCCUACUUCCCGCCCCCGUACCAGCCGUUACCCUACCACCAGAGUCAAGACCCGUACUCCCAUGUCAACGAUCCCUAUUCCCUGAACCCUCUGCAUCAGCCCCAGCAGCACCCGUGGGGGCAACGACAACGCCAAGAAGUGGGUUCAGAAGCCGGCUCUCUUCUGCCCCAGCCCCGGGCAGCUUUGCCCCAGCUCUCCGGCCUUGACCCUCGAAGGGACUACCACUCUGUCCGCCGGCCUGACGUGCUGCUGCAUUCCGCACAUCACGGCCUGGACGCCGGCAUGGGUGACAGCCUCUCGUUGCACGGCCUUGGCCAUCCCGGCAUGGAAGACGUGCAGUCAGUUGAAGAUGCCAAUAACAGCGGCAUGAACCUAUUGGACCAGUCAGUCAUUAAAAAAGUUCCUGUCCCUCCCAAAUCUGUGACUUCUCUAAUGAUGAAUAAAGAUGGCUUCUUGGGAGGAAUGUCAGUCAACACCGGCGAGGUAUUUUGCUCAGUCCCAGGCCGUUUAUCUCUACUCAGUUCAACUUCAAAGUACAAAGUUACUGUGGGCGAAGUUCAGAGAAGGCUCUCGCCCCCUGAAUGCCUCAAUGCGUCUCUCCUGGGCGGCGUCCUCAGAAGAGCCAAAUCGAAAAAUGGGGGGAGAUCCUUGAGAGAAAGGCUAGAAAAAAUCGGUUUGAAUUUACCCGCGGGCAGGCGCAAAGCAGCAAAUGUCACGUUACUCACCUCCCUGGUAGAAGGGGAAGCUGUUCACUUAGCUCGGGAUUUUGGGUAUAUUUGUGAAACAGAGUUUCCUGCUAAAGCCGUGUCCGAGUAUUUGAACAGACAGCACACAGACCCCAGUGACCUGCACUCCAGAAAGAAUAUGCUGCUGGCCACCAAGCAACUUUGUAAAGAAUUUACGGAUCUGCUGGCUCAGGACCGGACACCGAUCGGAAACAGCCGGCCCAGCCCCAUUCUGGAGCCCGGCAUCCAAAGCUGUCUCACACACUUCAGUCUCAUCACGCACGGCUUCGGUGCUCCGGCCAUUUGCGCUGCACUCACGGCCCUGCAGAACUAUCUCACCGAGGCGCUCAAAGGCAUGGACAAGAUGUUCUUGAACAACACCACUAACAGGCACACGUCUGGGGAAGGCCCAGCUUUACCCGCAUGGUUUAUGAGCUUCUUCAAAGAAGACUUGGGCUUCCUACACAAUCUAUAAGGUACUGAGAAAAAGAAAAAACUGAUCCUUUUAAAGUUAAAGCCUGCGUGUCAGCUCGGCAGGUUUUACUUCUUUAAAGAAGCUCAAAGAGAAUCUUUUAGGAAGUGGCCAGUGUUGAGGAGCAACUUUGAAUUUCUUGCUAACACACCUCAACUCGGGAAUUCCAGCAGGGGCGGGGCACUGCAGCAUGCAUUUUAAGGGAGUCAAGUAAGGAAGGCAUCUUGUUUGGGAACCUAUAUUCUAAUGGUAUUGUCUUUACUGAAAAAUGAAUUCCAUUUCCUUGGGCUCUUUGGGGACCGUUGUUGUAACUGGAAAAAAAAAAAAAAAAGCAGCUUUGCUGAUGUAAUUGGGGAAGAAAGUCUACAAACUACCAUGACUCUGCUUUAUGAAUGAAACAGUUUUCCUUCUCAGACACACAGUUGUUUUGGCACAAAAUGGUGUACACACACACACACACACACACACACCCCACAAAGCACAAAGCACAAAGCAAAGGGAACGAGCUUGUAUUUCAGCUUUGAAUUCCUGUCCAGAUAUAUUGGGAAUAUUCCCAAUGGAUGAAGCUCCAUGCAUUUAAUGUAUCUCUCUUCUCUUAGUUCAACUUUUUACCAUACCUCAUAUUAAUAUUACCAUGAAGUAAAACCUGCACCUUUAGAGAGAUCAAGUAGACUGACUGGGGCACAUAUUUAGUUUGGGUGCACUGCACGUGUUUUUUCAACCACCUAGACGGGAUCUUUAUAAAAUCCAUUGGGAUAAACAUUCAGAUGUUUUCUGUGUUUUAAAGACAGUCCCUUCCCCCAAUAGUCUGGACUAUCAGUAUUCCUAUUCUUUUUUCAAUCCACUUUGAGGCAAGGGAAGGGGUUGAAGUUUUAGGGACCCUCUGAGGGCAUUGCUCAAAGGAUUUUAUUUGAGGAAAAGGAAAGUCAGUGGGUUUGAGGUCCAUGAAGGUUGUAAACAAAAACUGAGGUCAGUCAACAUCUCCUCUCCUAUUCCUUCUGAGUUACGUAGGUUUUUCAGGACACAGCCCUCGACACACUGAAAGUAGUAGAAGGGGCAGAAAGAAAAGACCUUGUGUGAGCUAUAGACUCUCACCUUUCCUCAGUUUAGAAGCCCACCUUUUUUGUCCGAGAGCCUGGACGCUUGCAUUAGUUGAAUUCUGAUUGCACAAGGCCAGCAGAAAACACAUUGAAAAACAUCGUCUCCUUUCCUUGCAGGGCAACGCGCCCCACGCGUGUGACAUCGAGAGACGCGAUGGAUGCGCCUUGCUCUUACUGUGCAGGUCCUGGGAACAUGUGGGCCGCUGAAGCCCAGUGGUGUUGAGGACAUAGAAUCAGCAGCUGCUGGGGGCGAGAGCUGUAGCCUCACUCUAAGGGCUAAGGCAACCGAGAAAGGCCGGUUCCCGAGUAGGUAAAGGGGCUGCGCUCCACUGGCUGCUGGGGGGAGGUAUCCCAGAGCUCUGUUAAAGCCCUUUUGCCGCAAGCUGUCACUCCUGGUCCUACACUUAGAGACAUUGUAGUUUGGAAAAUCCAAGGAAUUUGAAACUUCCAUGUGUUUUUAUUGCCAGGAAAGAAACUGUCCCUACACUUACUCUCCUGAAGAACUGUCAAUCUUGGGUAGGUAGGCUCCCUUAGACUUCCUGGUGUCUCUGUGAGCAUCAGCGAAGGUGCGAAGGUGCGACUAGGUAGACCUGGCUUGAGCCCUUCCCCCCCCCCCCCCCCCCCCCCAGCUCCGGGGUUGUCUUCUGUUUCCGUCCUUUUUCUAUCUCCCUCUUUCAGGUUGGACCUUCAGCUCCCAUGCUUUCCUUGGCCAAGCCGGCUACAUUUAUCUGAUAAUUGAGUUAUUAAAAGAUUUGUUUUCCUUGGGUUUAUAAAUCAAUAAACAGCAGGAUUAACGCAAGAGUUUGCCUUUUAAGUCAAGAAAAACAUUUAAGGCCAGGCCCUUUGAGUUUUGUUUUCAAACCAAACAGGUGAGUUACAAUCCCCUCCUCUCCCGUAGCAAUCUGUCUUCCCUAGGCCCGCAUUCCGUCCACCCCCCUACUAAAUACUGGGUUCCAAAACCUAAAUACUGAAGAGUAAGCCCUUGGCUGCUGGAGUUCCCCCGAGGUUCUUGUAGACCCUGCUUUUUGGAUCAAGCGUUCUCCUACUUGUAUUCCGGGUCUCAUGAGGUUUGUUCAUGGGUGAGGAUUCCCUCUCCAGAGACCUUUAACUUUCGUUCCAACUAGGAAGUAACUUUCUUUUCUUCCUUUUCCCCUACUUAUCUUGCCCCCCUCCGCCCCGGAUCUCCCUACUCUUCAUCCUUAACGUUCUCCACCCCUAUCUAAAGAGCUCAACAGGCUUUCAAAGAUCUGACUUUUGUUGGCAUUGGCCAAGAAACUUUCUCUUAAGCAGUUAUUUCAUAUCCUAUGGAAACUGGUUGAAUGGAAAACCCCAACCCCUCAGCUUUUCUACAUACUUCCUUCAUGGUUACAAGGCCUAUCCUUGGUUAGAGUAUUGAUAGAAAAUUUGUCACCAUACCUGAUAUCCUGUACUUUUAAUACAUUCUGUGGGGAGGAAAUUAUGACCUUAAACCAUCAGACACUGCCUCAAGAGCUCUGAGAAACAAGAGCUCUCCUCCUUUGCUGAUGUAUAUUAAAUUAUUGGUAAAAGAAAAAAAAGGAAGUAUUGGAAUUUGUUUUCAUUAAAAAAAAAAAAAAAGCAGAGUGAACAUGAUUUCUUUUUUAAAUGCCAAAAUUGGUUCUCCUUUUGAGUUGGCCUCUAAUUCAGUACUAUUGGUUUGACCACCCAGUCAAGAGGUACCAACUGCCUCUUCUGGAGAUCACUCUGGAGGGUAUCCGUGUUAAGUUUGUAUAUAUUUAUUUAUGCUUAAUUUAAUGGGAAUGUGUAAAUAUGAUGAGCAAGUAGUUUGGGAUUAUUUAUCUGUGAAUCUAUACCUCUGUGAAUGGGUGGUUUAAAAAAAAAAAAAAAAAAAACGCUUGACCCUAGCUAGAAUCCUAUCUGAAAUUUUCUGUUCUUUAUAGACAAGCUGUUAUGGUAUUGGGUAGAAAUUGGUUUAUUGUCCAGUGUUAAUCUGAUUUACAUAAAUAAAAAGAUUGUUGUGUUUUUUGUUGUGUUCUCCUCUUCAGUUCCUUAAACAUGGAGAUUGUUUCAUUCUGCAGACAGAAAAGAGAUAUAGCAAAAAAACUUUCUUCUUUUUGCACCCCCUGAAGUAUACAUACAGUGUUUUUGUUACAACAGAAAUACAAUAAAUUUUGCUUAUCAGAAAAAUGAACACUUUUGUUUCUAGUAGGAGGUGCUUUUUUUACUUUUAAAACUUCAAAUGGAUACUAGUCCCAAUCAUAUUUGUAAUAAAAGUUCAUAUUAACUGUA